Messenger RNA from Chanos chanos (milkfish), 3114 nucleotides. RefSeq names its product eph receptor A8 (gene epha8). The record is from RefSeq and is a predicted model, not a curated record. Bases 1 to 3114 code for a protein of 1037 amino acids. Gene Ontology annotation, biological process: axon guidance; ephrin receptor signaling pathway; protein phosphorylation. The transcript is spliced from 17 exons. Gene Ontology annotation, cellular component: plasma membrane; dendrite. Gene Ontology annotation, molecular function: protein binding; transmembrane-ephrin receptor activity; ATP binding. NCBI's taxonomy places the organism in Eukaryota, Metazoa, Chordata, Actinopteri, Gonorynchiformes, Chanidae.
AUGGCAUCAGAUCCAGGGUUACUGCCUCUCUUACUGUGGACUAUAUCCAUACAGACACUUGGCUCCAGAGGCACCAGCAACAACGAAGUGAGUCUCCUCGACACAUCCACAAUAUCAGGAGACUGGGGCUGGCUGACGUAUCCUUCUCACGGGUGGGAUGCUAUCAAUGAAAUGGAUGAGUAUUUCAGCCCCAUACACACAUACCAGGUGUGCAACGUCAUGAGCCCCAGCCAGAAUAACUGGCUACGAACCAACUGGAUCCAACGAGACGGCGCAAGGCGUAUCUACAUUGAGAUCAAAUUUACACUGCGCGACUGCAACAGCAUGCCAGGAGUGCUGGGUACCUGCAAAGAGACUUUCAACCUUUACUACUACGAGAUUGAUCGGGACAUUGGGACCAACAUUUGGGAGAGCCAGUUUACCAAGAUUGACACCAUCGCGGCUGAUGAGAGCUUCACCAGCGUGGAUCUGGGAGUUCGGAGGCUGAAGCUGAAUACAGAGGUGCGAGGUGUGGGGCCUCUCACAAAGCGUGGCUUCUACUUGGCUUUCCAGGACAUUGGCGCCUGUAUUGCCAUAGUGUCUGUUCGUGUCUAUUACAAGCGUUGCUCUGGCAUGGCGCGUAACCUGGCCGUAUUCACUGAUGUGGUGACGGGUGCUGACUCCUCUUCAUUGGUGGAAGUCAGGGGGCAGUGCGUGGACCAUGCAGAGGAGAGGGACACGCCCAAAAUGUACUGCAGUGCAGAAGGCGAAUGGCUGGUUCCUAUUGGCAGGUGUGUGUGCAGUGCUGGGUUCGAGGAGCAUAGGGAGUCCUGCAUAGCUUGCGAGGUUGGCUACUAUAAACCAUCUGCCGGAGACCAGCUCUGCGCUAAAUGUCCUCUCCACAGUCACUCAGAGACCAGAGCAGCCCUCUUCUGCCCCUGUGAUGCCAACUACUACCGGUCAUCCAACGACCCUCCCGCAGCUCCCUGCACUAGGCCUCCAUCAGCUCCAGUCAAUGUGAUCUCAUCAGUAAACGGGACCUCUGUUAGUCUGGAAUGGGGCUCUCCCUUAGACACUGGUGGCCGUGCCGAUAUCAUCUAUGAUGUGCUGUGCCAGAGGUGUACCAGUGAUGGAGGGCAAUGUGAGGACUGCAGUGUGGGCACCACUGGAAAUGUAGCAGUCAAUAUCAACGGAGGAACUAGUGGUACUGCUGGUAUACUUGGAAAUGUAGGCGGGAAUGUUGGUGGCACUGGAACUGGGGCUGGUUCUGGCCAAGGGGGAGGAAGCAAUGUCGUUGCACGGACAGGGGCGGCUCCUGUUCGAUUCAUCCCCCAGCAAAGAGGUCUGACAGAGCCAUGGGUCACUGUGUUGAACCUCAUAGCACAUUCCAACUAUACCUUCCGCAUUCUGGUGCUGAACGGAGUGACUCACCUCAGUAACGAACCACCACAAUAUGCUAUGGUCAACAUCACAACAAACCAGGCAGCUCCCUCUCAGGUGAUUGCAGUACGACAAGAGAAUACCAGUCAAAACAGCAUCACCCUCCACUGGCACGAACCAAACCAACCCAACGGUGUUAUACUGGAGUAUGACAUCAAAUACCAUGAAAAGGAUAAGGAACAGCAGAGUUACUCUACCCUGAAGUCAAAGAGCACCAGUGCCACGGUGUCAGGCCUAAAGCCAGGCACCAGUUAUAUCUUCCAGGUGAGGGCAAGAACCUCGGCUGGCUGCGGGCGUUUCAGCCAAUCAGUGGAGAUUCAGACAGGCAAAGCAGUUCCCCUGAGGUACAACACCAUGACAAUUAUCUGGAUCUGUAUGGUGCUGGUCACAGGCCUGGUGACCUUUCUGGCUAUUGUCAUCUGCAGAAAACGACACUGUGGUUACAGCAAAGCCUUCCAGGACUCAGAUGAGGAGAAGAUGCACUACCAAAAUGGUCAUGUAUCAUUCCCUGAAGCUCGGUUUUAUAUUGAUCCCCACACAUAUGAAGACCCAUGCCAGGCUGUGCAUGAGUUUGCCAGAGAAAUUGAAGCUUCCAGGAUCAAAAUUGAAAAAAUCAUUGGCUCAGGCGAGUUUGGAGAGGUUUGCUAUGGGCGUUUGAGGCUUCCCGGGAAAAGAGACAUCCCAGUGGCGCUGAAGACGCUGAAAGCUGGUUACAGUGAGAAACAGCGUCGUGACUUCCUCAGCGAAGCCAGCAUCAUGGCACAGUUUGACCAUCCAAACGUCAUUCGUCUGGAGGGUGUUGUUACACGCAGUAAACCGGUAAUGAUUAUCACAGAGUACAUGGAGAAUGGAUCUUUGGAUUCUUUCUUGAGGAGACACGACGGUCAGUUCACCAUUAUUCAGCUAGUUGGAAUUCUUCGAGGCAUUGCAGCUGGCAUGACUUAUCUAGCUGACCUUGGAUACAUUCAUCGAGACCUGGCAGCUCGCAACAUUCUGGUCAACAGUAAUCUGGUUUGCAAGGUCUCUGACUUUGGACUCUCGCGGGUACUUGAGGAUGAUCCAGAUGCAGCCUACACCACAAGUGGAGGAAAAAUCCCAAUUCGCUGGACAGCUCCUGAGGCCAUAGCAUAUCGCAAGUUCUCCUCCUCCAGUGAUGUAUGGAGUUACGGUGUUGUCAUGUGGGAAGUCAUGUCCUAUGGAGAGCGGCCGUACUGGAACCUCACCAACAGAGAUGUGAUAAAGUCGGUGGAGGAGGGGUACAGGCUACCAGCACCUAUGGGCUGUCCAGGAGCACUGCACACCUUAAUGCUAGACUGCUGGCAGAAAGACCGGAAUGAAAGGCCUAAAUUCUGCCAGAUUGUCACCGUCUUAGAUAAGCUUAUCCGAAACCCUGAGAACCUUAAAUCAGUGGACACAUUGUGCAGGCUAAACAGUCCUUUGACGAACAGAAGCAUUCCUGAUUUCAGCAGCUGCAGAUCAGUAGAUGAGUGGUUGGACACCAUUAAAAUGGGUCGUUACAAAGACCACUUUGCUGCUGGAGGGUUUUUGACACUGGGACACGUGAUGGGGAUGAAUCAACAAGACAUCCAGAAGCUGGGGGUGACACUCAUGGGUCAUCAGAAGAAGAUCAUGACCAGUGUGCAGUUGAUGCGAGCCCAAGUGCUUAACAGGAGUGUGCCCUCAGUGCACAUAUAA